GGGUGAGAGCAGAGUGUGGAGGCCUCGCGGGUCGUCCCGGAGGCGGGCCCCAGCCAGAUGUGCUCGGCCGCCCCGCCCCGCCCUCGCUGGUGCACGGGGCGCUUCACCCAGCGGAGUCUCUUGCCAGGGCGCCCCCAGCCACUCCGCAGCUUCAAACUUUCCCCGGCUCUCCAGUCCGGCUGUCCCCUCGGCGCUGGCUGCCACCGAGCCUGCCAGCUGCGCGCAAAACCAAGGUCCUGGCCAGCGGAGCAGAGAAGAGACUGUGACCCCUCUGUGUCCCAGGUCCUGAGGGGCACAGGACAAGGAACGAGGCCCCACCCCCCGCCAAUAUGCAGCUGCCCUGGAACCUGGCGCUCCUGCUGUUGCUCUCCUGGGUGGCAGGUGGAGUAGGGACCAGUCCAGGGGAUUACGGGCUGCCAGCACUGGCACGCCAGCCUGGCCUCUGUCGCUAUGGAACUAAGAUAGCCUGCUGCUAUGGCUGGAAAAGGAACAGCAAGGGACUCUGUGAAGCUACAUGUGAGCCCAGAUGCAAAUUUGGUGAAUGUGUGGGACCGAAUAAAUGUAGAUGCUUUCCAGGGUACACCGGGAAGACCUGCAGUCAAGAUGUGAAUGAAUGUGGAGUCAAGCCCCGGCCGUGCCAGCACAGGUGUGUGAAUACACACGGCAGCUACAAAUGCUUUUGCCUCGGUGGCCACAUGCUUCUACCAGACGCCACAUGUUCAAACUCUAGGACAUGUGCCAGGAUAAACUGCCAGUACAGCUGCGAAGAAACAGAGGAAGGGCCUCGGUGUGUGUGCCCAUCCUCUGGCCUCCGCCUGGGCCCAAAUGGAAGAGUGUGCCUAGAUAUAGAUGAAUGUGCUUCUAAGAAAGCAGUCUGCCCUUACAAUCGAAGAUGUGUGAACACGUUUGGAAGCUACUACUGCAAAUGUCACAUUGGUUUUGAAUUGAAAUAUGUCAGUCGCCGGUAUGAUUGUGUAGAUAUAAAUGAGUGCGCUCUGAAUACCCAUAUGUGCAGCCUCCAUGCCAAUUGCCUCAAUACUCAAGGAUCCUUCAAGUGCAAAUGCAAGCAAGGAUAUAGGGGCAAUGGACUUCAGUGUUCUGUUAUCCCUGAAAAUUCUGUGAAGGAAGUACUCAGAGCACCUGGGACCAUCAAAGAUCGAAUCAAGAAGUUACUGGCUCACAAGCACAAUAUGAAGAAAAAGGUGAAACUUAAAAAUGGCACACCCAAGCCCACCAGUACACGGACCCCUAAGGUUAACUUGCCUUCCAGCUCUGAAGAGAGCGUUUUCAGGGGGAACUCGGACGGAGAACAAAAGAGGAACGAAGAGAGAAAGAGAGAGGGGCUGGAGGAAGAGAAAAGCAACAAAGUCCUAAAGAACGAGGUAGAACAAGAGCGAAGCCUUCGAGGAGAUGUGUUUUCUCCUAAGGUAAAUGAAGCAGAGGAUUUGGAUCUGGUCUAUGUCCAAAGAAAAGAGCUAAAUUCCAAACUGGAACACAAAGCAGACUUAAACAUCUCAGUUGACUGCAGCUUUGAUCAUGGGGUCUGUGACUGGAAACAGGACAGAGAAGAUGAUUUUGACUGGACUCCUGCUGAUCGAGACAAUGCUGUUGGUUAUUAUAUGGCAGUCCCAGCACUGGCAGGGCACAGGAAGGAUAUUGGCCGGUUGAAACUUCUCCUCCCCAGCUUGACACCCCAAAGCAACUUCUGUUUGCUCUUUGAUUACCGACUGGCUGGAGACAAAGUAGGAAAACUUCGAGUGUUCGUGAAAAAUAGCAACAAUGCCCUGGCAUGGGAAGGGACUGAAAAUGAGGAUGAGAGAUGGAAGACGGGGAAAAUCCCGCUGUACCAAGGGAUCGAUACUAUCAAAAGUGUCAUUUUUGAAGCAGAACGUGGCAAAGGCAAAACUGGAGAAAUUGCAGUGGAUGGUGUCUUACUGGUGUCAGGCUUGUGUCCUGAUGGCUUUCUGUCUGUAGAGGGCUGAGUGUCACUGGCCUCCUUUAUAGCUUCAUUUGUGGCCUUUUAUGUCAUGUCUCUGGGGUUUCUUUUUCUAUCAUAUCAUAGGACUCUUCCAUUUAUAAAUACAAGCUGAAACUGUGUAAUGUUCCAACAGAAAUAUUAUCAUAAGAUUCCUUUCUUGUAUCAAAUGUACUAAGACUUGCUUUAAUAUGUAGCACCACUGUGCCUUCUCACUUGUUUCUGAGUUUUCCACAUUACGUCACAAAAUGUAGACAUGCCAACUCAUCUCCCCCUACCUUGUAUAUCUGUUCUUUCUAUGUGAGCUGAUGGACUCUUCUAAAUAACAUUUCUAGAAUACCAGCAACAGGAAAAACUAGUACAGAUAAAUGGUUAGCUGUUGAGGCUGGACAAAUGACCUAGUGGUUAAGAACACGGGCUGUUCUUACAGAGGAUCCAGGAUCUAUUCCCAGCACCCACAUGGCAAAUCACAGCCAUCUGCAACUCCAGUUCCAGAGAUUCCAGUGACCUCUUCUGGCCUCCAUGAACACCUGCAUGUGGUGGUACACAUGCAUACACUCUGGCCCAUAUACAUAUACAUAAAAUAAUAAAGUAAAUCAUUUCUUAAAAAAUGUUUCAUUGUUUAACUUUUAAGGUACUUCUUGGAAACAGUAACAUUAAACAUAGAUUUUUUUUGCCUAAGUGGCUCAGCCUGCUCUUUCAUAGUCAAAUUUGCAUAUUUAAAUUUUUUAUAAUCAUAUUCAGUUAACCACCUUAAGUCAUAGUAAGAUAAAAGGAUAUGUUAGUGAUUCUAUGUUUACUUAUGUGUAUGAUUUUGAAAAACAUAAUUUUUAUUCUUUUCUCUGUUGGAAUACUUUGUAUUCAUAAAAACUGGCUAAAACAG
Messenger RNA from Peromyscus californicus insignis, 2858 nucleotides. It is a transcript of the gene Egfl6, whose product is annotated as EGF like domain multiple 6. Lineage: Eukaryota; Metazoa; Chordata; Mammalia; Rodentia; Cricetidae. Gene Ontology annotation, cellular component: membrane. The record is from RefSeq and is a predicted model, not a curated record. Gene Ontology annotation, molecular function: calcium ion binding.